This is a messenger RNA of Mirounga angustirostris (Northern elephant seal), 4606 nucleotides long. It is a transcript of the gene MTO1, whose product is annotated as mitochondrial tRNA translation optimization 1. The transcript is spliced from 12 exons. Bases 126 to 2204 code for a protein of 692 amino acids. The record is from RefSeq and is a predicted model, not a curated record. Gene Ontology annotation, cellular component: cytosol; mitochondrion. Gene Ontology annotation, molecular function: flavin adenine dinucleotide binding. Lineage: Eukaryota; Metazoa; Chordata; Mammalia; Carnivora; Phocidae. Gene Ontology annotation, biological process: mitochondrial tRNA wobble uridine modification; tRNA methylation.
ACGUAAACUGCUACGCUGUGACAUCAGAGCCAAGAUGGCUGCGCCCUGAAGCCUUUUCUUCCUAUCCUAAGUUUUUGCGCCUAGUUCAUGUCAGGUUCAGGGUCAGACUCUGCCUUUCUCCAGCUAUGUUUUCUCUCCGAGGUUGUGGUCUCUGUGUCGCGGCUUCCCUCAGCAAAAAGCACCUUCCGUUGGCCCGGUUCAUCGGCGACAGCGCGGCGCCCGUGGCUGCGAACUUUGACGUGGUAGUCAUUGGCGGAGGACAUGCCGGGGCCGAGGCAGCCGCCGCUGCUGCUCGGUGCGGCUCCCGGACUCUGCUACUCACCCACCGCGUGGACACGAUCGGUCAGAUGUCCUGUAAUCCUUCCUUUGGUGGCAUUGGCAAGGGGCAUUUAAUGAGGGAAGUUGAUGCCUUGGAUGGCCUGUGUUCUCGAAUCUGUGACCAAUCUGGUGUACAUUACAAAGUAUUAAACCGGCGUAAGGGACCGGCUGUUUGGGGUCUGAGAGCUCAAAUUGAUAGGAAACUCUAUAAGCAGAACAUGCAGAAAGAAAUCCUAAAUACACCGCUGCUUACUGUUCAGGAGGGAGCUGUAGAAGACCUUGUUCUUACAGAACCAGAGCCUGAGCACACCGGGAAAUGCCGUGUCAGUGGUGUGGUUUUAGCGGAUGGAAGCACAGUACAUGCAGAGAGUGUGGUUCUGACUACUGGGACGUUCCUGAGAGGCGUGAUUGUAAUUGGACUGGAGACACAUCCGGCAGGGCGUUUAGGGGAUCAGCCUUCCAUUGGGUUGGCUCAGACUCUGGAGAAGUUGGGGUUUGUGGUGGGAAGAUUGAAGACUGGGACUCCACCCCGAAUUGCCAAAGAGUCGGUUAAUUUCAGCAUUCUAAACAAGCAGACACCAGAUAAUCCAUCCAUACCAUUCAGUUUUAUCAAUGAGACAGUGUGGAUUAAGCCAGAAGAUCAGCUGCCAUGUUACUUGACUCACACCAACCCUAGAGUGGAUGAGAUUGUCCUUGAGAACCUUCACCUUAAUAGUCACAUUAAGGAAACUACAAGAGGACCCAGAUACUGUCCGUCCAUUGAAUCAAAGGUUUUGCGUUUUCCAAACCGUCUACAUCAGGUUUGGCUGGAACCUGAAGGAAUGGAUUCUGACCUCAUCUACCCUCAAGGGUUAUCUGUGACACUACCAGCUGAAUUACAAGAGAAAAUGAUCACAUGCAUUAAAGGCUUGGAGAAAGCUAAAAUGAUUCAGCCAGGCUAUGGUGUUCAGUAUGAUUACUUAGACCCCCGUCAGAUCACUCCUUCUCUUGAGACUCAUUUGGUGCAACGGCUGUUCUUUGCUGGCCAGAUAAAUGGCACUACUGGUUAUGAGGAAGCUGCAGCUCAAGGUGUGAUAGCUGGAAUCAAUGCAAGUCUUCGGGUCAAACGGAAGCCUCCUUUUGUCGUCAGCCGAACAGAAGGCUACAUAGGAGUCUUGAUUGAUGACCUCACCACACUGGGCACCAACGAACCCUACCGCAUGUUUACAAGCCGAGCAGAGUUCCGUCUGUCACUGCGCCCUGAUAAUGCCGACAGCAGGCUCACGUUCCGAGGGUAUAAGGAAGUUGGCUGUGUGUCCCAACAACGAUAUGAAAGAGCUUCUUGGAUGAAGUCUUCUUUGGAAGAAGGCAUUUCUGUGCUAAAAUCCAUUGAGUUUUCAAGUUCUAAAUGGAAAAAAUUAAUUCCAGAGGCUUCUAUAAGUAUUGGUAAAAGUCUGCCUCUCAGAGCUCUAGAUGUUCUGAAGUACGAAGAAGUUGACAUGAAGUUGUUAGCCAAGGCUAUUCCAGAGCCCUUGAAGAAGUACAUUAAAUGUAGAGAGCUAGCUGAAAGACUGAAAAUAGAAGCCACUUAUGAAUCAGUGUUGUUCCAUCAGCAACAACAAAUAAACGAAGUUCAGCAAGAUGAAGCGCUCCAACUGCCAAAAGACCUAGAUUAUUUAACCCUCAGAGAUGUGUCUUUGUCUUAUGAAGUUCGAGAGAAGCUACAUUUCAGUCGCCCAGAAACGAUUGGAGCUGCUAGUCGUAUACCUGGAGUGACACCUGCUGCCAUCAUCAAUCUGCUUCGAUUUGUGAAGACCACUCAGCAAAGACAGAUGGCUAUGAAUGAAUUGCCCAAAGCUAAUCAGUCCUUAUGUGAUACAGAAAGCCUUGAAGAGAGACAGUUAUAGCUUUAUAUUUAUAGAAGACUUUUAAGUAGUACAAGAGUAUAGAUAGGGUAUAAGAAGUAUUUAUAUUUAGCACCUAUUAAAAUAAUAAAAUAAACUUACUAGGUUAUUAUGGAUUUGUCACUAAUUUAUGAAGAGGGCAGAGAUUAUACUGGUUUUUUUUUUUUAAGAUUUUAUUUAUUUGAUAGAGAGACACAGCGAGAGAGAACACAAGCAGGGGGAGUGGCAGAGGGAGAAGCAGGCUUCCUGCUGAGCAGGGAGCCCGAUGCGGGGCUCGAUCCCAGGACGCUGGGAUCAUGACCUGAGCCGAAGGCAGACGCUUAAUGACUGAGCCACCCAGGCGUACCAUAACUGUGCUUUUUUAUGUAUCUGAAAAAAGUUAUAAAGUCUUCAUUUAUACUCUUUCUCUUAGGUGCUCUAAUACAGUGAGCCUAUUAAUAUAACUGCAGUGUUCAUCAGGGAGAUAAUAGUGGACCCACAACUAAACCUGAAGAAAAAUCUCAGCUUGCAGAUUUACCUACUUAUAAGGACCUUGUCCAUUAAAUGUUACCAAAGUGAAAGUUUUUUGUUUUUUUUUUUUUUUUUUUAAGAUUUGAUUUAUUUGACAGAGACACAGCGAGAGAGGGAACACAAGCAGGGGGUGUGGGAGAGGGAGAAGCAGGCUUCCCGUCAAGCAGGGAGCCCGAUGUGGGGCUUGAUCCCAGGACCCCAGGAUCAUGACCCGAGUCGAAGGCAGACGCUUAACGACUGAGCCACCCAGGUACCCCCAAAGUGAAAGUCUUAUGUUCAAAACUGUUUUGAAAGUUAGUAGUCUUUUGCUUGGUUAAUGAGGCAAUUUCAAAGCCCCCAAAUUCUUAGGGCUACAAAUUUUAAACUAUACAAAAUCACCUAGAAUCAUUCAGCUGAUUUCCAGCAUUGGAAUAUAGUAUGUAGGGUGAAAGUUGACUUUUGAGAUUCCUAUACUUCUGCAGGAAAUCCUCAUCAGUAAUUAUCUUUUUUUUCUCACCAGUAAUUAUCUUUGAACAUUAAUGAAAACCCUGUAAAAUAGAAAGGUUGGAAAUGAUCAUACUUUCCUAUGAUCCACAAUACAGAAAAUUUUUUGGCAACCUGGUUAAGGGAGAAUAAAGGUAAAUUUUAUAUCAUACAGUAUUUUCUUACGAAACUGUUAUGGCCAUGAUUUCUAAACAAUAAAGACAAAUCCAUAGUAACUGGUGACUAGUGUUUCCCUGUUUUAAGUCAGAAGUGACAGAAAAAUUGAAAUGAUGCUGGCUCUCCUCUUCCUCUUCAGUACUUCGAUUCUAUGUUGUCACAAAGUUUAGGGUGGGAUGACCACCUGGGUCCUUUGGCUGGCUGGUUCACCUUAACCUUUCUGUAUAGACUAGAGGAUGAAUACAGACAAGUGGGUCAGAGAGCCUUCCUUGUUCCUGGAAAUGCCAACUCGGAUCUCUGGUAUCAUUAAGGAGAAGUUCCCAUGUCAGCUUCAGGCCAAAGCAGAUACUUAAGACCAUACCAGGGGCCCUGAAGUCACUCUGGAAACAGAUCUAUGUGUUAAGCCUGAUUAUGGGUCAGAGGCAGCCAAAAAGCUUGUUGCUAUAAUCAGAUAUGGCUACUUGGAUAUAGCUCAGUUUUCAUGGAUUUGUUUCAUCUAAUUUUAGUCUUUCCGUUAAAGUAGUCAGUAUCAGUAGCAAGUAAAAAGUAUUUGUAAUGCUGGAUCAUUUAGCAAUGAUGAAUUCUUUUUGAUACUUGAUUUAGUAAUUUCAAAAAGUGGUAAAGAAUUCUUACUACAGAGGCAAUAUUGAUUACAAUACUAUAUUACAUUUUAAAAAGGCCAUUUUGCACUACCUGUUUAGCACCGGAAGGGAAAUCACUGUUUUAAAACUUUUUUUCUGGUUAGGGGACACCUGGGUGGCUCAGUCGGUUAAGUAUCUGCCCAGCAUCCUGGGAUCGAGUCCCACAUCAGGCUUCUUGCUCAGCAGGGAGCCUGCUUCUCCUCUGCCUGCCACUCCCCCUGCUUGUGCUCUCUCUCUCUGACGAAUAAAUAAAAUCUUUAAAAAAAAAACAACAAAAAACUUUUUCUGGUUAAAUACAAGAGUAAAAGCAGUGGUGCUUUUGGGGUGCUUAAUGAUUGAAAUUUAUCUUGAGGAAAUAUAAAGUUCUUAAAUGCUUUGGAAGGUUCUUGAUGGCUGUAAUUUGGGCCUAGUUGACAGUACACAUAUUAAGAAAUUUAAGUUUUAUAAUGUGAUUCCAGUAUAAUAGUAACUGACUCACUGAAAAAUGAUGGAAAACAUUUGUUUUAGGUUCUGCCUUUUGGUUUAGGAUCUUUAAAUCUAUAAUUUAAAAUGUGUUAACUUUUACAAAAUUACCUUGCUUAAAAAGUGUUCCAAAACAGCUUACUUACCUUCUUG